AUGGUCAAAAAUUCUAAAAAUUUAUGGGUCCUAAAACAGUUCCCUGUGGCACACUUACUGCAGUGCUGGGGCGCCCUGGGCGGCGGGGGCGGGCGCGCGGGGGAGGCGGGCGCGGAGGCAGGCCCGCGCCCGCCGCGCCGCUACGACCAGCGCAGCUCCUUCAGCUCCACGCUGCUACUGCGAGACUGCUGGUCAUACGUGUCAAAUGCUUCACUUAAAUCCUAA
Messenger RNA from Spodoptera exigua (beet armyworm), 225 nucleotides. The record is from the annotation of a GenBank genome assembly. Lineage: Eukaryota; Metazoa; Arthropoda; Insecta; Lepidoptera; Noctuidae.